AUGGUCAUCACGAACACACUAGGCACAAAUGAGGUCGACUUCGAUUUUGUGGUUGUCGGUGGCGGUACGGCUGGCUGUGUGAUCGCGUGCAGACUCGCAGAGGAGCUCCCCAAUAAGCGAAUCCUUGUUGUUGAAGCUGGUCCCAGCGACUGGCAGGACGAGAACAUCCUGCAACUCAAGAAUCUGCUCAACCUGCUAGGUGGCGAGUAUGACUACAAUUACACGUCGACGGAACAAGAGUUUGGCAAUAGUCACAUUGUUCACUCGCGCGCGAAGGUCCUGGGCGGUUGCUCGAGCCACAAUGGCGGGAUCGCAAUGCACCCUUGGGAGUACGAUUGCAAAAAAUGGGCCGAAGCAGGCGUGGAAGGCUGGUCUUUCGAGACUUUCACGCGACUUGUCAAGAAACUGCGAAACACCAUUAACCGGAUCCCGGACGGUCAGCGUAACCCCCUUGUCAAUGACUGGAUCGAGUCCGCCUCAAAGGCCCUGGGCAUUCCUGUGACUGAAGACUUCAACUCGGAAGUUGUGUCACCUGCCAGAAUGACCGCCGGCGCUGUUGGAUACCUGCCAGUCACUUACAACCCCGACAAUGGCCAUAGGUCCAGCGCGAUCAACAAGAUCAAUGUCGUGAAGGAUACUGCUGCUGAAGUUGAUGUUACACUGCAGUCAGGCCAGCGAAUCACCAUCUGCGCGAAGGGCGAGACGAUCCUCUGCGCUGGCAGCAUCGAUACGCCCAGACUCAUGCUCUUAUCUGGCCUUGGGCCAAGGGAGGACCUAGAAACGGUGGGUAUCCCCGUUGUGAGAGAUAUCCCUGGCGUUGGCGAGAACCUCAUGGACCACCCGGAGACGAUCAUCGCCUGGGAGAUGAAUGAGGAGAUCCCUCCGCAGACAGCGAUGCAUUCCGAUGCCGCCGUUCUUGUCCGCCGCGAGCCGGCAAACGCUGAAGGGGACGACGGCACGUUGCCGGACAUGAUGAUGCACAUCUUUACCGUUCCUUUUGACACCAAUCUGAAGCGGCUGGGGUACAAUUCAGAGCAGCCGAAGACGCUGUUCAGCGUCGUCCCUAAUAUUCCGCGGUCUCGAUCGCGAGGUAAGAUUUACCUCAAGUCCGCGGAUCCGAAGGAGAAGCCGGCUAUUGACUUCCGAUACUUCACGGACCCAGAGGGCUACGAUGAGGCGUCCGUUGUGUGGGGGUUGAAGGCUGCACGAAAGAUUGCGGAGCAGUCGCCAUUUAAGGGGUGGAUCAAGCGGGAGUUUGCGCCUGGCCCGGCUAUUCAGAGCGACAAGGAACUUUCGGAGUAUGGUCGAAAGGCGGGAAACACGGUUUUCCACCCGUGUGGCACGACCAAGAUGGGAAACAUUCAGACGGAUCCGUUGGCAGUAGUUGAUUCGGAGCUCAGGGUCAAGGGCAUUCAGAAGCUCCGGAUUGCAGAUGCGGGAGUUUUCCCGCUUAUUCCCACGAUUAACCUCAUGUUGACGGUUCUGGCUGUGGGGGAGAGAGCGGCGGAGAUGAUCGUGGCGGAUACCAUCAUGCGGACUGGAGAUGUUCCUCGUGAUUCACGCUUGUAA
Messenger RNA from Colletotrichum siamense, 1569 nucleotides. RefSeq names its product Choline oxidase (gene codA-0). The transcript has 3 exons. NCBI's taxonomy places the organism in Eukaryota, Fungi, Ascomycota, Sordariomycetes, Glomerellales, Glomerellaceae. The coding region runs from base 1 to 1569 and encodes 522 amino acids. Gene Ontology annotation, molecular function: oxidoreductase activity, acting on CH-OH group of donors; flavin adenine dinucleotide binding. The record is from RefSeq and is a predicted model, not a curated record.